Molecule: messenger RNA, 3114 nt
Organism: Fibroporia radiculosa
Lineage: Eukaryota; Fungi; Basidiomycota; Agaricomycetes; Polyporales; Fibroporiaceae
Exons: 20
Coding region: 1-3114 (1037 amino acids)
Biological process (GO): tRNA processing; vesicle-mediated transport; intracellular protein transport
Cellular component (GO): clathrin adaptor complex
Molecular function (GO): tRNA dihydrouridine synthase activity; RNA binding; flavin adenine dinucleotide binding
Source: RefSeq, a predicted model, not a curated record
AUGGCCAGUCUCAUUGCGAUCCUUGACCUCAAGGGGAAGCCUCUCAUCCAGCGAUCUUACCGUGACGAUGUUCCAUCGUCAUACAUCGAGCGGUUCCUCCCAAUUGUCCUCGACUUGGAGGAGGAGGGCCAGCAAGUCACGCCAUGUUUCACUAAGGAGGGUAUCAACUACAUGCAUAUACGACAUUCGAACCUGUACUUGUUGGCGUUGUCAAAACGGAACAGCAAUGCCGCAGAGAUCAUAUUAUUUCUCCACCGUCUAGUCCAAGUCUUGAUCGAGUACUUCAAAGAACUUGAGGAGGAGUCUAUUCGCGAUAACUUUGUGAUCAUUUAUGAGUUGUUGGAUGAGAUGAUGGACUUCGGGUAUCCUCAAACGACCGAAAGCAAAAUCCUACAAGAAUAUAUCACACAAGAAUCAUACAAACUCGAGGUGCAAGUACGCCCACCAAUAGCGGUCACGAAUGCGGUUUCCUGGCGAUCGGAGGGUAUCCGAUAUCGGAAGAACGAGGUGUUCCUGGACGUAAUCGAGAGCGUAAAUUUGCUCGUCAACGCAAACGGCAACGUCGUGCGCUCUGAAAUCCUCGGCGCCGUCAAAAUGAAGUGUUAUCUCUCCGGGAUGCCCGAGUUGCGAUUAGGUCUCAAUGACAAGGUUAUGUUUGAAACAACAGGAAGAACUGCGCGAGGAAAGGCGAUUGAAAUGGAAGACGUCAAGUUCCACCAAUGCGUACGACUCUCUCGCUUCGAAAAUGACCGUACCAUCUCGUUCAUCCCCCCUGACGGUGAAUUCGAGCUUAUGAGCUACCGAUUGUCUACCCCGGUAAAGCCGUUAGUGUGGGUCGAAGCUGCGGUUGAGCAUCACAAGGGUAGUCGAGUUGAGUAUAUGGUGAAAGUCAAGGCACAGUUCAAACGGCGAAGUACUGCCAACAAUGUAGAGAUCUACGUCCCCGUUCCAGAUGAUGCGGACACACCAAAAUUCCGAGCCUCAACAGGUACUGUACAAUAUGCCCCAGACAAGAGCGCGUUUGUUUGGAAAAUAAAGCAGCUGGGCGGAGCGCGCGAGUUCCUUAUGCGUGCACAUUUUGGACUACCCAGUGUCCGAGGAGGAAUGACCACCCGCAUCCUCCCGCCAGGGACAGCCCCGAUCAAACCAGAGUUUCUUGUGUCCUUCGUUUCGCGAGACAUUCCAGACGACGAUGCAGCCGAAGGAAGCACAAACCAUGCAGAUGGUCGCAGAGGCGAAAACAGCCUGGCAACCAUCGACUCCGAAGCUACCGCAGACACCUCCGGUGCCCAGCGGAAGAAAUCUUACAAGGACAAAAAGAACAAACGAGGUGCGAAUAAAGGAAGGAGAUUCCAGAGAGUGCACGAUGAGGUCGAGCUGUGUUGGAGGGUCGCUAGCGGCCGGACGUGCGAGUUUGGCGAUGAAUGCCGCUUCACACACGAUGUUGCAACGUAUCUUUCCGCAAAGCUACGAGACAUCCGCUUUCCCUCCCCCGAGGACCUGAGCGACUCUCCGCCAUUUGUAAAACCUCCGCCGGAUGCGGAGAUGAGUGAGAACAACAAUUCGUCCGUUGACUCGUCUACAGUAUGCCCCGUUUAUGCGCGUUGUGGGGAAUGUAAGCAAGGCCUUAAAUGUCGGUUUUUGGGUGGCCAUUCCCGUAAGAACGAAGACGGCGUUUUGGAGUUGACCACGGAUGAGGAAAAGAAGGCCCGUGCUGCGUCUAUGGAGACUGAGCUCAAUUCCAUUCAUUCGGAGGCAUUCAAGCUCAUCCGGACUAAAAAGUAUCCGCAUCCGAUUGCGGAUUCCUACUUACGAGAGCUGCAAGCCGCGGGCGACGACGACAAGGCUAAAGCGACCACAGAUCAGCCAGAGGUUCCUGGUUCGCUAGGCGAAGGAUCGGAGACACCCGGCGCUGCUCAGUCAAAACGAGACGAGUCUCAAGAUGACUCUCCGGAUGUUCCCAUGCGCUUCGCCGAGAAAAAGCGACUGCAUUGGUCUGGAAAGACUUGCAAGUCGCACAUGAUCUUGCGCCGCUCACCACUGUCGGGAAUUUGGUGGCCGUUCCGCCGCCUUUGCGUCGACUAUGGCGUUGAUAUAACAUGCGGAGAGAUGGGCCUCGCGGUUUCUUUUCUACAGGGAUCCAAAGAGGAGUGGUCGCUCGUGCGACGACAUCCAUCUGAGUCAAUAUUCGGGGUGCAAGUGGCCGGAAGCAAGCCGUCACUCCUGGUUCCUGCCGCAGAGAUCAUCGCACGCGAGUGCGCGGGCAACCUCGAUUUCGUCGACGUCAACUGCGGGUGCCCGAUCGAUCUCGUGUACAAGCAGGGAAGCGGCUCAGCAUUGUUGGAUGCGGCAGGAAAGCUGGGCAAGAUUGUCGUCGGCAUGAACAAGGCCCUGGGCGACAUUCCCGUCACGGUGAAGCUGCGAACGGGAGUAAAAGACGGGCGGAAUAACGCGCAUAAGCUCAUGCCCCGCCUGUCCACGGAGUUUGGAGCGUCUGCACUCACUCUGCAUGGCCGGACGCGACAGCAGCGAUAUACAAAGCUCGCAGACUGGGACUAUAUCAAGCUUUGCGUCGAGGCCGUCCGAUCUCGGGAGGCCGAAGAAGAUCUUCCCCCGGUGCCCAUUUUUGGCGGUGGGGACUGCUUCUCCUCGCAAGACUACUGGCAAAAGAUGGAGAGCGGCGUCGACGGGAUCAUGAUCGGUCGUGGGGCACUGAUCAAGCCUUGGAUCUUCACCGAAGUCAAGGAGCGCAGGGAAUGGGACAUCAGUUCUCGGGAGCGUCUCGAGCUGGUGAGAAGAUAUGCAGAGUAUGGGUUGAAUCAUUUUGGUUCAGACACAGCAGGCGUCAACACUACGCGACGGUACCUCUGUGAAGCCCUAUCGUUUCAGUACCGCUAUAUACCUAUCGGCUUGUUGGAAACGCUGCCCGGACGUCUCAACGAUCGUGCACCCUCCUUCCGCGGGCGAGACGAACUGGAAACACUACUGGCCAGCCCAGACAGUAGAGAUUGGGUGCGAAUCUCCGAGAUGUUCUUGGGCCCCGCUCCCGAAUCGUGGACGUUCACACCGAAACACAAGAGUAACGCGUACGGAGGCGAAGAAAGUCAAGGUUGA